Messenger RNA from Tribolium madens (black flour beetle), 8728 nucleotides. Its product is annotated as sodium channel protein para-like. The record is from RefSeq and is a predicted model, not a curated record. Bases 410 to 6556 code for a protein of 2048 amino acids. Gene Ontology annotation, cellular component: plasma membrane; voltage-gated sodium channel complex. The transcript is spliced from 29 exons. NCBI's taxonomy places the organism in Eukaryota, Metazoa, Arthropoda, Insecta, Coleoptera, Tenebrionidae. Gene Ontology annotation, molecular function: voltage-gated sodium channel activity; calcium ion binding. Gene Ontology annotation, biological process: sodium ion transmembrane transport; membrane depolarization during action potential; neuronal action potential.
GAGGGUUUCUAGUUUGUAGAUUUAAGUUUAAAGGGGGUGCGCGGCGCAUCCGCCCUAUCUCAACCGCGCAUCAGGAUUGACGUUGCAGCCUAGAGGAAAUGGCGACCGCACAAGAAGUCGGAGUAGUGCUGGGGGCGCGAAGACGCGUGUGAUCUUUACACGAAAGACAUGCGGAAUGCCUUUAGGCAUUAAACGCGAGUGUCUUUCGGGAUGUGCUGUGCUUGUCGCGACCAGCCUACGAUUUUCGAUUCAGUGCACCACAACUAGCAAUAAAUGAAGACUAAUAUCCUAGAUGAUUUUUCAAGGACAUACACACAUAACAAAGAGAGUUGAUGUUAGUAAUGUUUUUGGCCCCCAAAAUUGCCCAUUCUGAAUACGAGGUAUCGUGGGGGCCUAGGCGCGAAGAGACAUGUCCGUUGCCUCUGACUAUUCGUCCGAGGAGGAGCUCAGCCUAUUCCGUCCAUUCACACGCGAGUCUCUUGCGGUCAUCGAGACUAGAAUUGCGGAAGAAUAUGCUAAGCAGAAGGAGCUCGAAAAGAAAAGAGCUGAAGGAGAGACCGGUUUUGGACGAAGGAAAAAGAAAAAAGAUAUUCGGUAUGAGGACGAGGACGAAGAUGAAGGUCCCCAACCUGAUCCAACUCUGGAGCAGGGGUUGCCCUUGCCAGUACGUCUUCACAGUACCUUUCCUCCGGAAUUGGCUAGUACACCACUUGAAGACAUCGACCCUUUUUACAGUAAUCAAAGGACUUUUGUAGUGGUUAGUAAAGGAAAGGACAUUUUUCGAUUUAGCGCAACAAACGCCCUGUGGGUACUCGAUCCUUUUAAUCCAAUCCGUCGAGUAGCCAUUUACAUUCUAGUGCAUCCUUUGUUUUCUCUUUUUAUCAUUACUACCAUCCUUGUUAAUUGCAUCCUUAUGAUUAUGCCCACAACACCCACCGUAGAGUCAACCGAAGUGAUAUUCACAGGAAUCUACACGUUUGAAUCAGCUGUGAAGGUGAUGGCGAGAGGUUUUAUUCUUCAACCGUUCACCUACCUUAGAGAUGCAUGGAACUGGCUCGACUUCGUAGUCAUAGCUUUAGCUUAUGUCACCAUGGGUAUAGACCUUGGAAAUCUUGCUGCCUUGAGAACAUUUAGGGUACUACGAGCUCUAAAAACUGUUGCCAUUGUGCCAGGUUUGAAGACUAUCGUGGGAGCUGUAAUAGAAUCUGUAAAAAAUCUCCGAGAUGUGAUAAUUUUAACAAUGUUUUCUCUGUCAGUAUUUGCAUUGAUAGGUUUACAAAUUUAUAUGGGUGUUUUGACACAAAAAUGUAUCAAAGAAUUUCCUUUGGAUGGCUCAUGGGGGAACCUCACUCAUGAAAGUUGGGAGAGAUUUAAUAGCAACGAAUCUAAUUGGUAUUGGGACGAUGAAAAAGGUGAAAGACCAUUGUGUGGAAACUCCUCAGGAUCAGGACUAUGCAAAGAAGGUUACAUUUGUUUACAGGGUUACGGUCCUAACCCAAAUUAUGGCUACACCAGUUUUGAUACUUUUGGUUGGGCUUUACUUUCCGCUUUCAGAUUAAUGACUCAAGAUUAUUGGGAAAAUUUAUAUCAAUUGGUUUUACGAUCAGCCGGUCCUUGGCAUAUGCUAUUUUUUAUUGUAAUUAUAUUUCUGGGUUCAUUUUAUUUAGUUAACUUGAUUUUGGCUAUCGUCGCUAUGUCGUACGAUGAGUUACAAAAGAAAGCCCAAGAUGAGGAAGAAGCUGAAGCUAACGCUAUUAGGGAAGCUGAGCAAAAGGCAAAGGAUAAACAAGAUAGAGCAGAUGCAAGAGCAGCUGCGGCGGUGGAGGCGGCUGAAGCAGCAGCAGCUGCGGCGGCGGCAGCAGCAGCAGGGUGUGACAACGAUCAAUAUAUCAUAAAAUCGUCUUCGGAUUACUCGUGUCAUAGUUACGAAUCGUUUGUGGGACAACCCAAUGGUCAAGAUGACAACAACAAGGAGAAGAUUAGCAUACGCUCUGAAGGAUUAGAUUCCGUGAGUGAACAAAGAAGACUUCCUACUAAUCUGAGCAAGAUGCGGAAAGUCAGCGCUGCCAGUCUCAGCCUUCCUGGAUCUCCUUUCAAUCUUCGGCGAGGGUCCCGAGGUAGCCACCAGUUUACUUUAAGAAACAACAGACGCAUGGUGGCUCCGCCGGGUGAUCGUAAGCCUUUGGUGCUUUCAACUUAUCUUGAUGCCCAAGAACACCUUCCUUACGCCGACGAUUCUAACGCUGUCACCCCCAUGAGCGAGGAGAACGGCGUCAUGGUCCUCCCGAUGUAUUACACCAAUUUGGGAUCACGUCAUUCAUCGUACACUUCACAUGCCUCACGGAUGUCAUACACUUCUCAUGGAGAUUUGUUAGGCGGUUUGGGAAGCAAUGGGAAAAUGAUGACAAAGGAGAGUCAACUCAGGAACCGAUCACUGAGAAACGGACCAGCGGCCGCUCCCGUAAGCCACAAGUCAACACGAGGCGUCUAUGAUGGUCCCACGGGGCAUAUUUGCGAAUCAAAAGUUAAGCAAAUUGACAAUCCUUUCAUUGAUAGCAAUCAGCGACAGACAGUCGUAGACAUGAAAGAUGUUAUGGUGCUCAAUGAUAUUAUCGAGCAAGCUGCUGUGAGUGGAGGGAGUGAACGUGGAGUUUCUGUUUAUUAUUUCUCAGCCAAUAAUGACGACGAAGAGGAGGAACCAACAUUCAGGGAACGAUUUCUGGAAUAUGCCAUCAGAAUCAUUGACAUGUUUUGCGUAUGGGAUUGUUGUAAAUGUUGGGUUGUUAUUCAGAAGUUUAUCGCCCUUAUUGUCUUUGAUCCAUUCGUUGAACUUUUUAUUACGUUGUGCAUUGUUGUUAACACCUUGUUUAUGGCACUGGACCAUCACGACAUGGACAAGGAUUUAGAAAGAGCUUUGAAAAGUGGAAAUUACUUCUUUACUGCAACAUUUAUGAUUGAAGCUACGAUGAAAUUAAUUGCAAUGAGUCCAAAAUACUACUUUCAGGAAGGUUGGAACAUCUUUGAUUUUAUUAUAGUGGCAUUAUCGUUGUUAGAACUUGGACUGGAAGGAGUUCAAGGAUUAUCAGUGUUGCGUUCAUUUAGAUUGUUGAGAGUAUUUAAAUUAGCAAAGUCGUGGCCAACUUUAAAUUUACUCAUUUCUAUAAUGGGUAAAACUAUGGGUGCUUUAGGAAAUUUGACAUUUGUACUUUGCAUUAUAAUAUUUAUUUUUGCCGUUAUGGGUAUGCAGUUGUUUGGAAAAAAUUACACAGAUAACGUUGAUCGGUUUUUCGACCAUGAACUUCCCCGUUGGAACUUCACCGACUUUAUGCACUCCUUUAUGAUAGUUUUUCGAGUCUUGUGUGGUGAAUGGAUUGAAUCCAUGUGGGACUGUAUGUUAGUGGGUGACGUCUCUUGCAUCCCAUUCUUUCUUGCAACCGUUGUGAUUGGUAAUCUUGUGGUUCUUAAUCUUUUCUUAGCUCUGCUUUUGAGUAAUUUUGGAUCGUCGAGUCUGUCAGCACCGACUGCUGACAAUGACACGAAUAAAAUAGCAGAAGCUUUUGACAGAAUCGGCCGCUUUAUAAGAUGGGUUAAGGGCAAUGUUUUACAUAUCGCAAAACUGGUCCGAUUCAAGCUCACCAACCAAAUUUCCGACCAGCCGUCAGGUGAGGGACCGUCCAACAGUUGGAACCAAGAUGUGAGAUGUGAUGGUGGUUUAGAUAUCUCAGGAGAUGAAAUUUUAGCCGAUGGUAUAAUUAAAAAAAGUCCGAAAGAUCGAUUAGAAGUAACUAUUGGUACUGGAAUGGAUCUUACCGUUCAUGGAGACCCCAAAAGAGGCAAAAAUAAUAUUAACAAAAGCAAAACAAUAGGAAAUUCAAUUUUAGAACAUGGUAUGUACAUCGGUCACCUCGACGAAGACGAAAUUAGUAAUAAAUCGUAUGGUAGUCAUAAAAAUCGAUUUAAAGAGGAAAGUCAUAAAGGAAGUGUUGAUAUGUUAGACGAUCAUGAAGAGAAACGAGAUGCUAGUAAAGAAGAAUUAGGAAUUGGAGAUGAAGAAGUAGAAGACGAUAGAUUUGAUAUGGAAAAACCACUAACUGACAUUAUCAUUGUGGGAAAUGCUGACGACAUAAUUAUAGAUGAUUAUGCAGCUGAUUGCUUCCCUGAAUCAUGUUACAAAAAGUUUCCGUUUCUUGCAGGCGAUGAAGAUUCGCCAUUUUGGCAAGGUUGGGGGAAUUUAAGAUCAAAAACUUAUAGAUUAAUAGAGAAUAAAUAUUUUGAAACGGCUGUAAUCACAAUGAUCUUGUUAAGUAGUAUGGCAUUGGCGUUAGAAGACGUACAUUUACAGAGUCGACCAAUUUUGCAAGACAUACUGUAUUAUAUGGAUCGAAUAUUUACCGUGAUAUUCUUUUUUGAAAUGUUGAUAAAAUGGUUAGCGUUAGGAUUCCAAAAAUAUUUUACAAAUGCUUGGUGCUGGCUAGAUUUUGUGAUUGUAAUGGUAUCUCUAAUUAAUUUUAUUGCCUCUCUUUGUGGUGCUGGCGGAAUUCAAGCAUUUAAGACAAUGCGAACACUGCGAGCUUUAAGACCACUUCGUGCAAUGUCUCGUAUGCAAGGGAUGAGGGUUGUCGUAAACGCAUUGGUGCAAGCUAUACCAUCUAUCUUCAAUGUAUUGCUAGUGUGCUUAAUAUUUUGGUUAAUUUUUGCUAUAAUGGGUGUACAAUUGUUCGCUGGUAAAUACUUCAAGUGCGUGGAUGCAAAUAAAACAACACUAAGCUAUGAAAUUAUUCCUGAUGUAAAUGCGUGUAAAGCUGAAAAUUACACGUGGGAAAACUCUCGAAUGAAUUUUGAUCAUGUAGGAAAAGCAUAUUUGUGCUUGUUCCAAGUUGCUACAUUUAAAGGGUGGAUUCAAAUUAUGAACGAUGCUAUAGAUUCUAGAGAUAUUAACAAACAACCAAUAAGAGAAACAAACAUUUAUAUGUAUUUAUAUUUCGUAUUUUUUAUAAUAUUUGGAUCGUUUUUUACGCUUAAUCUAUUCAUUGGUGUGAUUAUUGAUAAUUUUAAUGAACAAAAGAAAAAGGGUGGUGAUUCAUUGGCAUUGAUGAUGACAGAUGCACAGAAGAAGUAUUAUAAUGCAAUGAAAAAAAUGGGCUCUAAGAAACCAAUGAAAGCCAUACCAAGGCCAAGGUGGAGACCUCAAGCUAUAGUUUUUGAAAUAGUAACAGAUAAGAAAUUUGAUAUGAUAAUCAUGUUGUUUAUUGGACUGAACAUGCUUACGAUGACAAUGGAUCACUACCAGCAAAAAGAAACUUUUACGAAAGUUCUCGAUUAUCUUAACAUGAUUUUCAUUGUUAUAUUUAGUACCGAGUGCCUCAUGAAAAUUUUUGCUUUACGUUACCACUACUUUACAGAACCUUGGAAUUUGUUCGAUUUAGUGGUAGUAAUAUUAUCAAUUUUGGGUUUGGUUCUAAGUGAUAUCAUAGAAAAAUAUUUUGUGUCACCAACAUUGUUACGAGUUGUUCGUGUAGCAAAAGUCGGAAGAGUUCUUCGUUUGGUCAAGGGAGCAAAAGGCAUCCGAACAUUGCUUUUUGCAUUAGCUAUGUCACUACCAGCACUGUUUAACAUCUGUUUGUUGUUGUUCUUGGUGAUGUUUAUUUUUGCCAUCUUCGGGAUGUCUUUCUUCAUGCACGUGAAAGAUAAGAGUGGAUUGGAUGAUGUGUACAACUUUAAAACAUUUGGACAGUCGAUGAUUCUUCUCUUCCAGAUGUCAACCUCGGCGGGUUGGGAUGGAGUAUUAGAUGGGAUUAUCAAUGAAGAAGAUUGUAAACCUCCAAACACUGAGAUAGGAGAGACUGGAAAUUGUGGGAAUUCGACAAUUGGUAUUGCAUUUCUGCUCAGCUAUCUCGUCAUUUCUUUUCUCAUUGUCAUCAAUAUGUACAUCGCUGUGAUUUUGGAGAACUACUCCCAGGCAACAGAAGACGUACAAGAAGGUUUAACAGAUGAUGACUACGACAUGUACUACGAGAUUUGGCAGCAGUUUGAUCCAGAUGGGACACAAUACAUCCGUUAUGACCAACUUUCGGACUUUCUUGACGUGCUGGAACCUCCUUUACAAAUCCACAAACCCAACAAAUAUAAAAUUUACUCCAUGGACAUUCCAAUUUGCAAGGGUGACAUGAUGUUUUGUGUCGACAUUUUAGACGCGCUAACAAAAGACUUUUUCGCUCGUAAGGGCAACGAAAUUGAGGAAACUGCUGAACUUAGUGAAGUGCAACCACGACAAAAUGAACCGGGUUAUGAACAAGUCAGUUCAACACUUUAUAGACAACGCGAGGAAUAUUGUGCAAGACUGAUCCAGAAUGCGUGGCGCAAAUAUAGACUGCGCACGGGUGGUGCUCCAGAACAAGUGAAUGUCGAGGAGGCCACCGGCGAUGGCGAUGGGGAGAUGGAAGUCCAUCAAACGGCGGUUUUGGUCGAAAGUGACGGCUUUGUGACCAAAAACGGACACAAAGUUGUGUUGCACACGCGCACACCCAGUAUCAGCUCCAAGUCGGCGGAUGUCUGAGACCGGCCCCGCCCCUCCCAGAUCUCGCCAUAGCCGGAUGGCACGUCUUUUUUAUCUCGGCUGUACACCAGAUUGUCCUCACUAUUACAUCGAAUUCCGUAGAUUCAACCAGAAUUGCGUUUAUUAUUUCAAUCUGGACACGAUCGAGACUAAAAAUCACGUCGACUAAAGUUUGUGCUGUGUAGUUUGGUGGAGAAGGUAUUGUAUAAUUAGGUGUCAACUGCUUUUGCUGCUCAUAUCGCUAUUGUACUAUUAACUAACUAAAUAUGGUUACUUAACUGAAUUCCACAACCAUCAACAAGUCAUAGUUGUAUGAACAGUGAAUUUUAAUCAAUGACUAGUCCUCUAUUUUCACAAAAAAAUAGCAACGAUGUCCCAGCAUUUGUUGCUAUAUGAAAAUACUAACACUAGUCGCAAAAGGAAAGACAGUUGAUGUAUUUCAUAACACUGAAAUCCUAUUAAUUCGAAAUGUAGAAUAUUUUAUUUCUGUUACUUAUUCUCUUUAAUACACUUUGACUUAAUGGGACGACAGAUUAUAAUUUUACAGUUAUUGUAAUAGUGGGAGUAAAAUCCUGUAAAUAAUUAUUGUUAAAUACCAAAACAGGUAUAGAACAAAGCUUGGUGUAAACCAAGCCACUAUCAUCCUGAGUCUAUUAGCCUUAAAAUGCCGUCAAAGCAAUCAUUUAGAAAAUUGAAAUUUUAGCAAAAUAUUGUUAUUUGAGAGCAACUGUUCCCAAGUGGCUCCCAAAAAUUUACAGUUUUUAAGGAUAAUGAUUCAGGGGCAUUUCUAAGUCAAAUUCGCGAAAAGUGUAUAAUUUUAAUCCGAUUACACGUUUCGAGAAUUGGCCACAAAUAUAUUCUAAAUGGGCCCGAAUCAUAAACUGUUUUAAAAUCACAUCAGUUAUUUGAAAAAUUAUGGUGCUUUCUUCAAUUGCUAAUCUUCACAUGCUACAUGGACCGCAUUCAAAGGGAGGGGCAAAUGGGUUAAAAUUUGCAAAAAAUACACAAAUUUUUGUAUGCCUCAUGUAAAUUAGUAUGUGUGACAUUUUUGUUAAGCAACCCGGCACAUUAGUUGAUAUUUCAUUUAAAUACUAAAGCAUUUUAAGACGUGGUGGCACGGAUUGUACAAAUUAUUCACAAAAUUGUACAUUAUGUAGUGAUGUUUAUACAUUAUCUUAAAUUUUGUAUCAUGGCUGGACCAUUAGUGAGGUAAUAACGUGUCCAUCAUUUUAAAAUGUAUGGAAAAAUGUCACGCAUACCCCAAUACUGCAACAACUUUAUUGAUAAUGUAACUAGAACAGGGGUGAAUUCUCUUGUUCAACGUUACGCCACGCUGUUAUAUUUUGUUAAUUAAUUAUUAAUUCAUAGAUAAUUAUUGUUGAAAUUUUAUAUGAAUUGGUUAGUGUUUGUUUGACGUGGUUUAUUGUCAUUAUUAUAUUCCCGUAAUCUUUCUUGGUCCCACAGUACCUGCUGGUAUCAGGCCUUAAAAUUUCUUGUACAGUUCUAGCCAUGAAUAAACAUUUCCUUAAAAACAUUCGUUGUUAUUUCAAAAUAAACAACCAAAGCUCAUUCAAACACUCACCAUUGGUGAAACAAAGUGAUAAUGAAUUUGUUAUACAGUCAACACUGUUGCUUUUUACUUGAUGAGCCAAAUAAUAUUAAAAAUGUGGAAUUGCAUGCCGUAAUAUAAUGUAACAUCAUACGCACACAUUGUUAUUGUGAAACAGACACAACUGUUUUUUCAAUACACUGUUUGCAGUUUUAAAAAAUGCCAGUGAAACUACAAAACCGUUCCAAUAAAUCAUAUUUUUGGCACUAGUCAUAUUACUGAUACAGUGUGUUGUGGAUCAGUUCUUUUUCACUACGUUAUUCAAGUGAUUCACUAUACACAAAAUAAGACAUUUUGCACAUAAUGUACAUGCUUUUUUAUAUUUUUGCGUUAUGUUUAUAAAAUGCAUGUAGGUACAUGUAACAUACACUUUAUAGGCUUGAAUGAAUGUUCGAUACAGUGUAUUUACAUUUGGACAACUCAUACAUGUAAAAUAAUGAAUAAUCAUAGUAUUACAAUAUAUAUACAUAUAAUUUUUCUAAGCAAUCGUUGUUUUAGGAUAGCCAUUGAUAUAUUAAAAUUUAGUUUGUAAGCUUUGCGAAAAUUAAAGCGAUCUCGAUUUA